Hyalella azteca is the source of this 1833-nucleotide messenger RNA. Its product is annotated as sulfotransferase 1A1. Gene Ontology annotation, biological process: sulfation. Lineage: Eukaryota; Metazoa; Arthropoda; Malacostraca; Amphipoda; Hyalellidae. The record is from RefSeq and is a predicted model, not a curated record. Gene Ontology annotation, cellular component: cytoplasm. The coding region runs from base 25 to 1119 and encodes 364 amino acids. Gene Ontology annotation, molecular function: sulfotransferase activity. The transcript is spliced from 8 exons.
AAUAAACAAACCAGAAUAUUUAGAAUGUCAAUCGUGUCAAAUCACAAUGUAGUGAAGAUGUCCCCAAGAGUGGAGGAUCUUGCCAAACUGUUCAAGGGGAAGCCUGGCAUGAUCCAGCUCCAGCCCAAGGGCUGGGCACUUCCCCUUGCUUUCGAGCGCUACUCCAAAGACAUCAAAGAAUUUCCUUUCUACGAGGAUGAUACCAUCUUGAUGACGAUGCCCAAAAGCGGCACCACCUGGAUCCAGGAAAUCUUAUGGACCAUGAAAAAUAAUGCUAAACUCGACCACCCCAUGGCAAGCGUUCCGCUCAACCGCCGAUCUCCCUUUCUAGAAGUGGACAUUCUGGUUGAGCAGAUACAGCACAGAGGCACGAUUGCAGAGAUGUUCUCGCAGCAGUACCCCGACUUCGACCAAUCCUACGGAAUGGGCCUGCACGUGGCGCGUAAAGCCCCUCGACCUCGCGUCAUCAAGACCCACUUGUCCUUCUCUCUCAUCUCCGACUCAGCUCUCUCCAAUACCAAAGUUCUGAUCGAUAAGAUGAGGAAGUCGAAUCAUACAAAGACAUUAUUUUUAAUGUUUCUCCAGAUUGUGUACGUGAUACGCGACCCCAGGGACGUGUGUAUCUCCUACCAUCAUCAUUGCAGAAUUUUCAAGUACGAAGAUUUCCAGGGCACCUUUGACCAGUUCGUUGACGCUUUCAUUGAAGGAGCAGUGACCUACGCCCCCUACUGGGCACACGUGAAAGCCGCUUGGGAGCGGCGCAACCACCCCAACCUGCACAUUCUGUUCUACGAGAAGAUGAAGAAAAACACAAAAGAAGAGUUUAUGAAACUCAGCAAGUUUCUCGGUCUUGAUAUUUCUGAUGCCCAAAUGGAUAAGAUCAUCGAGUACACGAGUUUCUCAGAGAUGAAGAAGCGGGACAUCCACGUGAUCUCUCCACGCGACGCCCACGUGAUGCUUAACCUCGUGCGCGCGAAUGAAGAAGGAGGCUUCUUCCGACAAGGGACAUCUGGUAGCUGGAAAUCCACGCUCAAUGAAGAUCAAAAAGAAAAAUUCAAUGUUUGGAUCGAAAAGAACUGCUUCGACAAGGUUAUCAUGGAGAACAUAACGAAUUUAUGAAAUAUCAACAUAUUUGGCUCAAUCAUCGAUAGUCAGUAUGUUUUUUUAGGAUUUAUGCGAUUGACUGACAUUUCUGAUCAAUUUUGAACGAUUCGUGUAAUGUAGAGAUGUAAUGUAAUGUUAAUGGCAUCGUUGAUGGGAGAAACUAUUACUUUUGUAGUAACAUACAUUUGUCACAAUCUGUAUUGGUGAACCUAGGUCCCGAUUAUUUAUUAAACAUUAGACGUGGUUUAAUAAGUUCUUGCCAUUAACCACAAUCUUGAAUGUUGGAUGAAAAUCUAAAUGGUCUAAGUUGUCUGAACGGUCCCUCCUAUUCUAUUAUGUACAUAUUUGAGUGCGAAUCAUUUGUCAACCGUCCAUCAAAUUGUGAUUCGAGCUAUUAAGUUCGAUUUAUUAAUUAAUUUCUCUAACAAUUGCGCUAAUCGAAAAAAUUAUUUCAAGAUUCCACGCGUGAGCGGCAGAAUAGUUUCAUAAAAUACCUUCGCAUUUGUUUAUAAAACGCACUAAAGCCUUAUAUCCAAAAGGGAUAAUAAAACACUCAGAAACUAAUUUCCAUUUUUAAAACGUGUACAGCACGUGUAACAUUCAUGCAAGUACCGCCGUUAUUCUUAGUUCAAAGUACAUUAUCAGUCGGAACGAUCAGACGAGGCUUUUUCACAACAGGAAAAAUUUGGAAAGAAGUGAUGUAGUGUACCAAAUACAUUUUAUUUUAUU